Orbicella faveolata is the source of this 1361-nucleotide messenger RNA. Its product is annotated as autophagy-related protein 13-like. Gene Ontology annotation, biological process: autophagosome assembly; protein localization to phagophore assembly site; piecemeal microautophagy of the nucleus. Gene Ontology annotation, cellular component: cytosol; Atg1/ULK1 kinase complex; phagophore assembly site. NCBI's taxonomy places the organism in Eukaryota, Metazoa, Cnidaria, Anthozoa, Scleractinia, Merulinidae. The record is from RefSeq and is a predicted model, not a curated record.
CCUAACGGUAGAAAUAAAAUUGCGUUUUCAAAUUCCUUCGGCGUGGUGUGGACGGAGCCUUAAAAGACCAGGUAGAGAGCGUUUUCAUUAGCCGUCAAACCGCACUUCCUUCGCGAACAAUUGACUUAAUGAUUUUCUCCGUAAAAGUCCGAUCAUCUGGGUCCAUAUAGGGUUGCUGUUCUUCCGUAAGUCACGUGCACAAGCCACCUGGCAAUAGCUUAGUAGGUUUAUCAGCUCUUGUUUGCUUGACGGAAGGUAGUGUUAACUAACGGUAAGCUUUCCAGGGAACGCAUUGAGAGGUCGAAGAGAGGGAAUAAGAAAGGACUAGAAAGUGUGUGGCUGCAUAGGAGGGAGAUUUUCUUCAAAAUGAAAUAUGAAAGGUGCCAAAUAUCGCCUGUAACUUGAUCACGUAACCGCCACGUUGCUCGAGUAAAACUGUGGUCAUUUCACGGUUGGAGUCUGGCACUAGUGUAGUGUUGUUUUCAAUGGCGGCGGAAGCUGGUGGUCGUAAGUGACACGAAGUUGUGUUUUUUUCUAAUUUUGUGACAACUUCUUCCCAUUCUAUAUCGAGCUAUACCUAGAUUAUAUUCAUGGUUGAAAUGGAGGAGAGAUCUAGGACUGUGGGAGUUCAAGAAGAACGAGAUCUGAAGAAGUUUCUGAAAUUUCUAUCCCAAAAGGCUGUGCAGGUUAUUGUUCAGUCACGACUUGGGGAAAAGAUCCGCACCAAGUCCAAACCAAAUGCUAUGGGUCAAGACUGGUUCAAUCUUGCAAUCAGUGAUCAUCCUGAUGUGACUUCCGAAGUGAAGAAAGUCAUGGCAAAUGGUCGACUUCCUUCUAAAGAGAGUCCCAUGUGUGUAGAGAUAUCCCUGAACACCAGUGAGGGAGAGACGAUGGUGUUAGAAACUUGGUGUCUUGGUAUGAAUGACAGGGUUGAUCCAAAUGCCAAAGUGACAUACACAGUUUACAACAGGAUUGGAAUGCUACUCAAGUCUCUUGUAUCUGUGACACGGGUCACGCCAGCUUAUCAACUGUCACGCAAACAAGGAAGAGACUUCAUGAUGUGUUACAAGGUGUAUUUUGGUGAAGUUAGAUUUCAGGAGCUUGGAGAAGGUUUCCAGUCCUUGAGAGUGGGUUCUAUUGGUACUCCUGUGGGAUCCAUUACUCUGUCUGCUGCAUACAGAACAAAGCUGACUUUACCAGAAAAACAGCAAGUUAUGGUGCAGAGUAAUCACUUUAGCUCUGAGCUGACCAGAGUUCCGUCAGAUCAGCUAGAUGGUACUCUGCCAUGUGUUCCAGGNGUAUUUCUUCUCCCUCCUGGAUGGGAUGCUUGUCCUUCACAGGGCCACCCCCCUAGCAUUUAA